Molecule: messenger RNA, 1041 nt
Organism: Caenorhabditis briggsae
Lineage: Eukaryota; Metazoa; Nematoda; Chromadorea; Rhabditida; Rhabditidae
Gene: Cbr-lim-4
Product: Protein CBR-LIM-4
Exons: 7
Coding region: 1-1041 (346 amino acids)
Biological process (GO): neuron differentiation; regulation of transcription by RNA polymerase II
Cellular component (GO): nucleus
Molecular function (GO): DNA-binding transcription factor activity, RNA polymerase II-specific; RNA polymerase II transcription regulatory region sequence-specific DNA binding
Source: RefSeq, a predicted model, not a curated record
AUGGAGGUUCAUCAUGCUCAGGCACCGCCGCGGACGACAGCGCCGUCCGAGCAUUCACUCACGUUCCCCUUCAUUGGUGAAUUUUUGUCGAGCGGUGGUUCACUCGCAACAUCCGACGACGGAUGUGAUUACUUGAGAUUGGAUGGCGCGAUACACGGAAAUGGAGAAUACUCUCCGUCUGAAGAAGCCUCGAUUUAUGUGUCCAGUAUAUUGCGGCUAGGAUCAGAAGUACCUGCGGAACAUGCAUUCAGUACUGAUGAUAAUAUUCAGAUAAAGCAAGAAUCUGUCGUCGUCAUAUGCGCUCAAUGCCAACAACCCAUUCAAGAUAAAUUCUACCUGAGCGUCGAUGGAAGGUCUUGGCAUGAAAGCUGUCUGCAGUGUACGGAGUGUAAAUGCCGACUUUCGAACAAAUGUUUCUAUAAGGACUCGGAGUUUUACUGUAAAGAAUGUUAUUUUCGAAACCACGCCGGUCCUGACUGCGCUUCUUGUGGCCGAAAAAUCGGGGCUGCGGAUUGGGUAAGAAGAGCAAGGAAUUUUGUUUAUCAUCUGGCUUGUUUUGCCUGUAACCAAUGCAAAAGACAACUGAGUACCGGAGAAGAGUAUUCACUUCAAGAGGAGCAUCUUCUUUGUAAACAGCAUUACUUGGAGCUCGUUGAAGGAGACAGUGGCGUUUCAAGUCAGAAGGCAAAAACGAAACGAGUUAGGACCACGUUUGCUGAUGAUCAGUUAUCCGUUCUACAGACCUAUUUCAAUAGGGACAGUAAUCCUGAUGGUGCAGACUUGGAGAAAAUUGCCAACAUGACUGGGCUUAGCAAACGUGUGACCCAAGUUUGGUUCCAGAAUUCGCGAGCUCGUCAAAAGAAGUGGCAUCAGAAGUCCGACGGAGACAAUGAAGACAGCCAGAGAUCUUCUGUGGGACCAUCGAGUCCAGGACAAAAGUCUGACAGCAGUAGUGAUAUGAUGUAUCCAACUUCUGUCACUACUAGUGUCGAAGAUGCCAUUCCAGAAUCCUGCUCCAUUAUCACUGCGAUGGAAUUUUGA